AUGUCUGGUCUCAUCAACAAGGUCAAGGAAGCCAUCCACUCGGACAAGUCCACCGAGCAGCCUGAGGGCACACACGGACCUCACUCCUCCAGAGCCGCCAACACUGCUGAUCCCCGAGUUGACUCUGACCGCGAUCACCGUGCUGGCCACUCCUCCAACCUCACUGGCACUGGCGACUACUCGACUGGCACCAACUACACCACUGAUACCCGCAACACCCGUGGCACCGAAGGCCCUGCCACCAGCACUGAUGGCCCUCACAAGUCCAACGUGAUGAACAAGAUUGACCCUCGAGUCGACUCUGACCGCGACCACAGCCGCAACAUGGGAGCCAACCCUCACGGCACCUCUGGUACCGGCGCCUACAACGCCUCUGAUUCUACCCGAACCGGUGGUAUUGGUGGCACAACUGGCACAACUGGCAUUGGCGGCACAACUGGCACGACUGGCAUUGGCGGCACAACUGGCACGACUGGCAUUGGCGGCACAACUGGCACGACUGGCAUUGGCGGCACAACUGGCACGACUGGCAUUGGUGGCACAACUGGCACGACUGGCAUUGGUGGCACAACUGGCACAACUGGCUACUCCAGCCGUGACACUUCUCUUCCUGAGGGCACUGCCGGCCCCCACGGCUCUCGCAUCGCCAACGCCGCCGACCCUCGCGUUGACUCUGAUCGUGAUGGUAGCCGCACCGCUGGUACUGGUACCUAUGGUACUUCUGCCACCGGCCACACUGGCACUCACGGCACUCACGGCACUCAUGGCACUCAUGGCACUCAUGGCACUACCGGUUUCGGAAGCCGUGAUACCUCUCUCCCCGAGGGAACUACUGGCCCCCACAGCUCUCGCAUUGCCAACGCCGCUGACCCCCGUGUCGACUCUGACCGCGACGGCAGCCGCACCGCUGGUACUGGCACCUAUGGCCAGACCACCGUUGGCGGUGGAAUCGGCGGUACCACCGGCACCUCUGGCUUCUCCAGCGCCGGUACUGGUGCUCACGGCCCUUCCGGUCACUCUUCCGGUCUUCCUGAGGGUUCCACUGGCCCUCACAACUCUCGCGUUGCCAACGCUGCCGACCCUCGUGUCGACUCUGACCUCGACGGUAGCCGCAAUCUUGGCAACCGUGGUGCUGGUGCUGGCACCACCAACUACGGAUCUUCCACUGGUACCCACGGUACCCAGGGCACCAGCCUCGGCGGCGCUGGCGGCGCUUACGGCACCGGCCCUGCUCCCAACACUGCCGGUCCUCACAAGUCCGACAUGAUUAACAAGGCCGAUCCCCGCGUGGACAGCGACCUCGACGGCAGCAAGACUGUCGGCCGCGACAAGACUUUCGAGCGCUCGAACGACUAUGCUGGCAAGGACCCCACAGAUGCGGCCCAGGUUCCCCCCUCUGUCCUGCAGAAGCAUGUGCCAUCCGAGGUCCAUCAUGAGCACGAUGAGCACGACCACACGCGACGACACAGCGUUUCCCACCAGGAGAAGCACCGGGGUCUGUAA
This is a messenger RNA of Fusarium falciforme, 1503 nucleotides long. RefSeq lists its product as hypothetical. The transcript has 2 exons. The record is from RefSeq and is a predicted model, not a curated record. The coding region runs from base 1 to 1503 and encodes 500 amino acids. NCBI's taxonomy places the organism in Eukaryota, Fungi, Ascomycota, Sordariomycetes, Hypocreales, Nectriaceae.